UUCCUUGCCGCAGCAAGCAGUCAGUUCGUCGUCGUUUGCCUUUCGUUGUGCACAUGCCCGUUUUCGUCGCUCGUCAUUUGUAUGUCGUGUGUUCGCCGUCGCCGUUAACAAAGCGUUUUUCUCACACAUUCUUGUUUGGUAGCAGGAAAAUUGUGUACUUAACGGCAAAUAGUUGUGAAAGAAACCAACUGAAGAGUAGUAGUCGAGCGCGUUUUCAAGAAGUGUUCACCAAGGGACGAAGAGAAUAUGUUAAACGCAACAAUAAAAACAAACACAACAGUGGCAAGACAGUUAACAAAUAACUAAACUAAAUUAACAAAAAUUCAAAGCAAAAAAUAAAUAAAAAAUAACGAAGUGCAACAACAAAUUACUUAUAGUUUUAAAUUCCACCACAUAAAGUCGUCUUAAUACAUUUUUUCCUAAAUAAAAAUAUGUGCCGAUGCUUAGAGAAACAAGUGCUGCAUUAGUGUUAUUUUAAAUUUCGGAAAAAAAGAAAACAGAAACAACUCCCUUUUCGGCAGUCGCUUAUAGCGUUAAAUAGCCAAAAUUAAUUUUUCUCACCCAUCAUACGCCCAGGCUGCCAAAAUGCUUGUUGGCUCACAUCCGUAUCUGUGCAAUGGCGUACUGCCGUCUACGGUGCCCAAUGCGGCUGCUGCUGCUGCUGCUGCCGCCGCCGCUGCGGCUGCCGCGGCUGUUGCAAAUUCGAAUGGCAACAAUCCAAAUCAGACUCAAACAAUGGCGGGUAGUAAAAAUGCCGCCGGCUCUGCGACAGAUUUCUCAAUAGCUGCGAUAAUGGCCAGGGAAGAUGCCUCCAGCCGGGAGUCCUCCAUACGCAGUGCAAGUCCCAUCUCCGUGGAAGAUGAAGUGGAUGUUGAUGUGGUUGAUUGCAGCGAUUCAGAAGAACCACCACCGGCCAAGGUGCGCCGCCUACAUCACAACAAUAGUCACCAUCAUAGCCACAGCCACAGUCACAGCAAUAACAAUAACAACAACAACAACAAUAGUAAUAGUCAUAACCACAAUAAUAGCAGCUCAUCGCAGAAUCAUCUGAAUAGCAGUACAACCAGCAGCCAGGGUCGUUCCACACCUCCCCAAUCGCCCGGCACCGACACGGAGGAAUGUCUCACACCCGAGCCGCCGCAGAAGACGCCGAAAAUUGUGGGCUCCUGCAAUUGUGAUGAACUAAAGCCGGUGCAAUGUCAUUUGGAGACAAAAGAAUUGUGGGAUCGCUUUCAUGAGCUGGGCACCGAGAUGAUUAUCACCAAAACCGGCAGGCGCAUGUUCCCCACUGUACGCGUCAGCUUCUCCGGUCCAUUGCGUCAAAUACAACCUGCCGAUCGUUAUGCUGUGCUACUCGAUAUCAUACCAAUGGACUCGAAACGUUAUCGCUAUGCGUAUCAUCGUUCAGCUUGGCUAGUCGCCGGUAAGGCUGAUCCCGCACCGCCAGCUCGUCUCUAUGCGCAUCCGGAUAGUCCAUUCAGCUGUGAAGCGUUGCGCAAACAGGUUAUCUCCUUUGAGAAGGUGAAACUAACUAAUAAUGAAAUGGAUAAGAAUGGACAGAUUGUUUUGAAUUCUAUGCAUCGUUACCAGCCGCGCAUCCAUUUGGUUCGCCUCAGCCAUGGCCAAAGCAUACCCACAAAUCCCAAAGAACUGCAGGAACUCGACCAUAAGACGUACGUUUUUCCCGAGACCGUCUUCACCGCCGUCACCGCAUACCAAAAUCAGCUAAUAACCAAACUGAAAAUCGACUCGAAUCCCUUCGCCAAAGGUUUUCGCGAUUCGUCACGUCUCACCGACUUCGAUCGCGAUCCCAUGGAGGCAUUGUUGCUCGAACAGCAACUUCGCUCACCGCUACGCCUCUUCCCUGACCCGCUGAUGCAACAAUUCGCCGCGCAGCAAGGCGUCGAUCCCACCUCGAUGGCCAUUUUCGAGAAGGCGCGUCAACAUCUGCAAAUGUUUGGCGGCAAUUCGCCGUACGCACAGCUAAUGAUGCCACAAAUGUAUGCACAGCAGGCGCCACCACCACCCGGCCUCGGCGCAUUCCACAUGUUCCAGCAGCAAUGGCCACAACUGACGGCCGGAUUUUUGGCCAGCGCCAAUCAGCAAGCGGCCGCCGCACAAGCUGUCGCUGUUCAGGCGCAAGCCCAAGCACAAGCUCAAGCUCAAGCGCAGGCGGCUGCAGCAGCAGCAGCAGCAGCAGCGGCGGCGGCAGCCAAUCGUACACCACCACCUCCACCAACAGCAUCGACGCCAUCGUCAACGUCGUCGGGCGGUUCGCCGUCGCCCGAUAUGCGACCUCGGCAAUUUCAACGUUUCAGCCCCUACCAAGUGCCGCAGCAGCAGCAACAGACGUUGACGGCGCCACCGCAGACGCGUAGCCCACACAAUUAAGCGGAGGUGGUAGUGGUGAUUGUAUUGUUGUUGUGGUGUUGAUGUUAGAGCCAAAAACAGUAUUAAACGGAAAAUGAAGGUUCAAGCAGAGGGUUUUUGUAAACUAAUUGUAGAAGAGAAUUAAAUUAUUCUGUAUCUAGUAAUUUAUAAUCAAAUUUGUUUAAGUAGUUAAUUAGAAUUGAGAAAUUUAAUUUUUGUUGCUUUUUGCGCGUGAACGGCGGGGAAUGUGUUGCUAAAGCGCCAACCUUUCGCUGAAAAUUUGUGAGAAAUUUCAUGCAUUGGCGCAUUAGAAUCCACCUUCUCCGUUGAGCUUUUGUAAAUUCUGUUUUCAAAUCAUAUCAAAUUCGUGCAAAUAUUUGCUGAAAAGUAUCAGCAAGACAAUUAUGGCUGGCACACCACCGUACAGUGGGACGUGAUACCUUGUAAAUUUGAGUUGUAUUCCUUUUUAUUUGCUAAGCUUUUGUAAAUUUACGCAAAAUGUGUUGUUUGUUCAAAAACGUAUCUCAGUGUGUUUUAGAAAUGCGAGCGUUGCCUUGCUCCAUGUCGAGGCGCGUUUUGCAAGUUCUACUAGUAAUGUAUUGAAGCAAGUGCAUACAUAAAAAAUUUUAAAAUUGCUUUAGAACUGCUAAACGGUAUUGUAACUACUAAAAAUGUAAUUGUAUUAAAAAAGAAAAAAAUUAAGUAAAUUGAAAGUAGCUGCUUAUUGGAAAAAAAUUAAGAAAAUCUAAAUAUUUAUGUAUAAAACAAGCUUGUAAGUAACUUAAAACCUAAAAUCCAUACACAUUAAAGCUAAUUAUUGCGUAUUGAGAAAA
This is a messenger RNA of Rhagoletis zephyria (snowberry fruit fly), 3203 nucleotides long. RefSeq names its product midline (gene mid). The record is from RefSeq and is a predicted model, not a curated record. Gene Ontology annotation, molecular function: DNA-binding transcription factor activity, RNA polymerase II-specific; RNA polymerase II cis-regulatory region sequence-specific DNA binding. Gene Ontology annotation, biological process: heart development; regulation of transcription by RNA polymerase II; cell fate specification. NCBI's taxonomy places the organism in Eukaryota, Metazoa, Arthropoda, Insecta, Diptera, Tephritidae. Gene Ontology annotation, cellular component: chromatin; nucleus.